This is a messenger RNA of Manduca sexta (tobacco hornworm), 3657 nucleotides long. Its product is annotated as ankyrin repeat and LEM domain-containing protein 1. NCBI's taxonomy places the organism in Eukaryota, Metazoa, Arthropoda, Insecta, Lepidoptera, Sphingidae. The transcript has 7 exons. The coding region runs from base 242 to 2293 and encodes 683 amino acids. Gene Ontology annotation, molecular function: endonuclease activity; protein binding. The record is from RefSeq and is a predicted model, not a curated record.
AAAGGAACACUGACCAAACAUAAACACUGUGAUUACUUCUCGACUUGACGUUAAUUUGAAUUUCAUAAUACAAAAACAAAUGAAAUAAAAUGUAGUCGGCGCGAUAGUGUUUAUUAAGUUGACAUUUGUGUGUUGUGAUACUAGUGUGUUUUCGGAACUCCGAGGAGGUGGUGUUGUAGUGCAAAAAAGUUUUGCAAGCAACAGGAAAAACCGCAGGAAAUGAAAGGGUUAAACGAACUCGAUGACUAAUAAUUUCACUUUCAAAAUCAUGGGCACGACAUAUAAGGAAUUAUUUAGAUUGUACGAUUUGAUUCAAAACGGAGAUUUAAGAUGUAUAGAAAAGUUUUUGACCGACUCCGAAAUAGAAAUAAAUGUGAUAUUACCAUGCAAGGGUAUUGGCGUGCUUCAUUUAGCAGUUGGGAUUGAACCAACAGACAAAUCAAAACAAUGCACUGAAAUACUUUUAAAACAUGGCGGAGAUCCUAAUUUAAGCAAUGACGAUGGUCUGACUCCUGUACACAUAGCAGUGAUAUGGGGUCGUGUGGACAACUUGAAGCUCCUCCUGGGCUGUGGGGGUGACCCCUCCCGCAGAGACCUGGAUGGUCUCUCAGCCUUUGAUUAUGCAGUGAAGGAGCAGCAAUGGGACGUGUUUGACUACCUGCACAAUGUGGUGGACCAGUCAGACGAUUCAGGAUCUAACUGUGGAUACAGUUUGGAACUGAAUAAAGUGUUAGUGACAACGGACCAAGUGGUCGCCGAAUACGAACCGACGCCAAACGAACUGUGUCAAAACACAAUGUGCAGGAAAUCUGAACUGAUUAGAGAUUGGUGCGACAGAAACAGUUUGGUUAUAAACAAGUUGUAUCCAACUAUAAUCAACGAUACGUAUCUAGUUGACAACGAACAGGAUCUGGCUAAAAGUUUGACUCUAGACCUUACGGACAAACUAUCAAGGCAUACGGAUUUUAAUACAACAAUAGACAGCUUCAAAACCUGCACGACGCAAGAAGUAGACAUAAGUGGUAUACAAAGAUUGGAAAUAACUGACGAGCAUAGUUCAAAGCCAAAGCAAAGGAUAAGCGUGUAUGAAAACUUCUCGCUCCAAGGCUCACCUACUAACAUAACUCAUAAGAACUACAAUUCUAAAACAAGCCUAAAAAAGGCCAGGCAACUGACAGAAAGACUGUUUGAAGUUCAUUCUAUAUCGAAUGACAGUUCUGAUUACGAUAGAGCUCAAGCAGUGGUACAGAAUAGAACGAAUGAGUUCCUAUCGAGUUGGGAGGACAAAGGUCACAAUACGAGGAGAUCGUCUGCUAGUAGUGGGGUCAGCAGUAAUUAUUCCGGGGGCAGUAUUUUGUUGGCGAGUGUCCACGUGGAGUACAAGUAUGAAGAUAAGGAAGAGGAUGUGGUUUUGAUUGAGAAGAGGUUGCUGGUAUCGCCCAUGGUGUUACCAGUAGAUGACACAGACGCUAGUCCCGACAACACAGUGUUAUCUGUUGCAUCAUCUUUACCUACAUCUGUACAAUUUGACAACAACACGCUUAGAGCUGAACUGAUGCGACUCGGCUUCCGACCGGGACCGAUACAGGACUCCACGCGGACUCUGUAUUUAAAGAAACUGCAGGCUUUGAAGAAGACGCCGAUUGUUGUCAGCAAUCAGGGGAAAACAUACAGUAUAGAAAUAGAAAAAUCACUGCGAUCAAAUGAAUGGAUGUCGAAUCUCCAGCCCUACAUAGAUUUGGAGACAAAGGCUCGCGUGGACUUCGCGAAUCCGAACAAAAAAUGGCGGGAGGGAACCGCGAAGACCUCAUUCACAUACUUAUUGUUGGACCCACGGGUCACUGCGAACCUACCGGAGAAAGCAAGCAAACAAAAUCUACAUUUGUCAUGGGUGACAUUCAUCAAUUCUAUAUUUUACGUCGGCAAAGGAAAGCGGUCUCGACCUUACUCACACUUGUACCAAGCGCGGACGCUGUGGAAACGCGACUUCAAAACGUCGAAGGACAAAAAGGUCCAAUGCAUUCUGGACAUUUGGUCCGAGAAAGUAGGUGUAGUGUGUUUGCACGUUUUUCAAAAUGUCAUACCGGCGGAAGCGUUUACAUACGAAGCGGCCAUGAUUGACGUGCUGGGACUCUCGAAAUUGACGAAUUUGAAAACUGGUAACUACUACGGGGUGACUGCGUCGUGGCCGCUCAAAGAACGAAGGAUGCUAGGCUUGUACUUGUUGUAUAAAGCGAUGCUUAUAUUUCUAAGUGAGGGCGAGAGGCAACUGAGGCCCGACGAUAUAGACUGAUAGGUUUUAACUGGUUGUGAAUGAAAUUUCAUUAUUUAUUUAGGUACUGUAAAUGUUUGUAUAUUUUGUAAUAUGUCAGAUAAAUGUUGAAGUCGUAAACCAAAGUGUCUGUGCUUCCGAAAGGAUAAAAACAUUUUGGCAGGAUUGUCAAGGUUAUAUAAUCAAAACAGCCACAUUUUUAUUCAUUUGUUUCCUCACUUCACUCUAUGACAUUGUGUCUUUAAGAAUGCUCUUCCAUUUGCCGGUUUACAUAAAAAUCUGAUAGAUUUGACAAAAAUCGAAUUUAGGAAGAGAAUCGUCUAUAUUAAUACCUGAAGAUUUUCUAAGAUAAUGUUGAAUUUGACGCCUUAAAUUAACUCCCAAAGCAUAAUACCUGAACAUUCCAAUCAAGGAAUAAUUUUUACCUAAAAACGUUUGUACACUGCACCAAAUACUUCAUCGAACAAAGUAUACUAUUGUAUAAAACCAUGUACUUUUGUAAAAUAGACGUAUUACAUGGUAUUAUUAGUUAAGUAACCAAAGAAUUUAUUUCUUAGUUCGUAAUGUAUUUUGUAGCACUAUUUAGUAUGCAUAAUCAGUAUUUGUGACAAUGUUAAUUUAAGCUUUAAUUUUUAGUAAGGUACAGGGGCCCUAUUCCGUCUAUGAGGGCAAAUCCGUCUUUUUUGAAUUACAAUCGUUCUAAACGUAGAACAGCUUUCAUAAGUAGUUUAGGUAUUUAUCUAUACGGCUAUCAAAUCUGCCCUUUAAUAAGAUCGUCCAUAAUUGCAAAAAGACGGAUUUAACCCAGUAGACGGUAUUGGGCUCCAUCACCUUAAUUGUAUUUUUUUAGUUACCUGUAGUGGAAUUAUAUAGAUCUCGCUUCCUUGCCUAUAUUUAAUAAUUGUGUGUUGAAGAAUGAACAAAUAAAGUAAAAUUUUGCAUUGGACUAACUCUUAGUGUUUGUUAGAACUAUUAAUAAACGUUUUAUACAUUUGUCUUAGUUAAAACAUGGUUAUACAAAGUUCUGUCUCGCUUCAUAACUAUCAUAAAAGAUUUGUAAGUAAACCUAAACCUAAUUAAAUGAAAUUAACUAAUUUAUACAAAUUUUCUAGCAAAUAUUUUUAUUUGUUACUACGGAUUUUUUACUUUAUACAUACGCAUUUAAUAAUCCUAGGCCUAAUUUAUCCAAAUUACUUACACCUGUGAUUGACAACGUAACACUAGCAUUUAAGUUUGUGACGUCCUGUUUAUAGGACAAUUUAUUUUAAUUCUUUAGAAUUAAUCAAGCACUUGUAAUAUAACUAGUCAUAAAUCACACUAAUGCAUAAUGAAUUACACAUUGUAAAGGAACGCAAACGCGAAAUAAAACGCAUUUAUUUAAGAAA